AUGACUGAUAGCUAUGGCAAUUCCACCUACGACAAGGAUUACGAUGACGACUACGACACAACCGGAGCCACAUAUGAUACAAUCGGAACAUCACUAAGGACAAACGGAACAACCUUCGAUACAACCGGCUACGGACACUAUGGAACGACCGGCUUUGGGACGACGGGAUCUGGCACCGAUGCUAUAGGCAAUACAUACGGUACAACAUACGACACUGGCUACGGCACAACGACCUAUGACCCCAGCAGCGGUGCCUACGAUCAACAUCUUGACUAUCGCACGGAUAACUCCCGACGACACCACCGUGAGCGUCUCGAUCCGAGUGGCGUCUACCGACACCGUGACGUCGAUCGUCGCGACGACGGACCUACCCGUGUCCAUCGGGAGUACGAUAACCCUAAUACCGGCACCAGCUAUCACCGCGACUAUGAGCGGUAG
This is a messenger RNA of Penicillium manginii, 438 nucleotides long. RefSeq lists its product as uncharacterized. The record is from RefSeq and is a predicted model, not a curated record. Lineage: Eukaryota; Fungi; Ascomycota; Eurotiomycetes; Eurotiales; Aspergillaceae. Bases 1 to 438 code for a protein of 145 amino acids. The transcript has a single exon.